Podospora bellae-mahoneyi is the source of this 2557-nucleotide messenger RNA. RefSeq lists its product as uncharacterized. The record is from RefSeq and is a predicted model, not a curated record. The transcript has 4 exons. Bases 1291 to 2388 code for a protein of 365 amino acids. NCBI's taxonomy places the organism in Eukaryota, Fungi, Ascomycota, Sordariomycetes, Sordariales, Podosporaceae.
CAAACUUUGUUUCCUUCAAGCAUCCUGCCUGUUUAAGCAAAGACAGAACAGCCAGCCAGCCCUGUCGAGAGAAGAUCGUUGGAAGCUUCUCCUCUGUUUCCCCCUGUCAACUUGGCGUUAUCCCCGCGCCGCUUUCCAUCUCACCCACCAUUCAAGUCCGGACACCACUAGCACCAGGCCCCCUGCCCCAACGCUGACCGCAACACCACCACAGACUUGCUUGCGCCGUUCGUUCCAUACGCGAGGCUCUUCAUGCAGAGAUCCCAUAGUGUAACCACUCGUUCCUUGGCGUACAUUCCAGCCCGAGCAUCUUGGGAAUUCUUCUCAGGAACCGCUGCAGGCGGCAGGCCGUACAGUGCUAAAGGGGGUCAACAUCACAUGGUGAUGGGCAAUGUGUAUUGUCGGGUGGCGGGAUGAAAAGAGUUGAUAUUGGAACCAAAUUGUCCAUUCCCGGCGAGGAAGGGGGCGCCCAAGAUGAGAUGACAGGCACAGACAGGACAAGACAAGCCCACCGCCGCACCGAAGCUUUUCUGUUAGCCCGUGACACAGCAUUCCCACUGUUGGGCAGCACAGCUUACCCCAGAAAACCGCCAUUGGGCCGUGGGGAAAUGAGGGGCAGCUCGUUGGUGUAGCGCCCGCUGUCGAACGACAAGCAAGCCCGUCAAAAAAAGCCACUCACCUGCAGCCGUCGUUGUGGAUACGAACUCGGAGAAAGAGUCGCGAAUAGCAACACCAAUCCUUCCCACAACGGCAAACUCGGUGAAAGUUGGCAAGAAAAAAACCAACCUACAUGAUGCCAAGAUAUAUACACCUAGCUCCCCGCCCAAUAUUGGUACUGUACACGAAUCCGGAAGGACCCUGACGCCGCAACGUCGUCUCCCCAGGCCCCCCCCGCGAUGUGACAUUGGCACCGCUGGGCUGAAUUGAUCGCUCGGACUGGUCAGCCGGACCACAGAUUGCGGAUCGCAGGGUUUCUCUGUAAUGUACUGAAUGUGGAGCACUUGGACAAUUUGAGCAGGCAUCAUGCAAAAAGGCUGCCUCGUUGGCAGCUCAGCUCCAGGAGCUAUCACGGCUUUGGGCCCUGGUGAUGCAUGCUGCCAAGGAGUGCCGCCUCUGGACCUUUUGUAACACUCGCCGGGGACGGGAGCCUGGUGAUUUUGGGCCCCAUGCGUACAGCGAAGAGGGAUCCGACCUUUCGGGGUGUCUGGUGAAGGGUAUAAGAAUGAGCCGGAUCACCACCAACUUGUCGGGAAGGAUUCACCAGACAGGUCUGUGAAAGUCGUCGACAACAUGUUGAACCUCAGGACCAUCUCGGCGGGCCUCGUUGCUGGAGCCGCCUUCGCCUCGGCUCAGUGCACCAUCCCUACUACGCCCCUCUCCGACGACAUCCCCUCUCACUUCCGGAUCCAGGUCCAAAAUGCUAGCCGGCCUGAAGUGCACAACAAGUACAUGAACCUGUUCGAAGCUGGUGGUGGUGACCAGCACUUGUUCAUCGGGCCAGUUGGCGAGCCCACAUAUGACUUCACGCUGGUGGAUGGUGUCGUGUUCAACGUUCGGAAGAACAUUCGUCUCGUCAUUGGCGGAGAGUGGUCCGAAAUCGAUCACACCACAAAGCUGUUCUCGACUGCCCGUCCGGAUCCUGACGCCAUCUUCCAACCCACAUAUGCUUGCAACCCGGACACUGGCCUCCUUCAGGUCGAGCUGAGGUUCGUUCAGUGGGAGGGUGAGCCUCUUGGUGGUCACAUCUGUGUCCGCCACUCCUUCGACGGCUCUCACGAGUUCCGUUAUGACCCGCCCGGCAACACUCUCAUCGACGUCAACAGAGAGUGCAUCAAGGUAACCUUGGUCGUCCUCCCCACCCUCGACGGCGGCCCAAGCACAACCUUUUCCACCGUGACAGUCAGCUCGACCUCGUCCUCCUCUUCCGUCGUGCCUCCUUCCUCGUCCUCGAUCUCGACCUUGACCAGCACCAGCACCUCCACCGCCCCCACCUCCACCUCCACCUCCGGAGUUCUCCCCUACACCGACAUGACCUCCCUCGGUUGGCGCUACAUCGGCUGCGCCCCGGAGGAGCGCUGGACUACUGACGGCCCAUUCCGCACACUGUCCGGUGCGCUGUUGGGGUCCGACACCAUGACCAACGAGGCUUGCAUGGCCUUCUGCGGCGCCAAUGGUUGGGCGUAUGCUGGUACCGAGUGGAGGCGCGAGUGCUGGUGCGGAAACAGCUAUGCGCCGACCAGGCAGCCUCUGACGACGCUUGUCAGUUUGGCUAAGUGUGAUUACAGGUGCAGUGGUGACAGCGGCCAGUUCUGCGGUGGUGAUGCUUGGUUGAGCCUGUAUGCCAAGUGCCCUACUGGUGGGCCUUGCGAGAAUGCUGUUUUCACAUAAGUCUGUCUGGCAGAGAUCAUGAGGGAUGUAAUAAAGGGAUCUAGUGAUGGAUGUAAUACAGUGUGUUAAUUGUACCAAAUAACAUCACAGUCCCGUGAAGGGCUUUCGUUGAUACAUGUCGACUGAUCGUGAUCGGUAUUCUAUGUCAAUUCUGGCGACGAUGUUCGAU